GCCUGUCCGUUCCAUCGUACGUCUGUCCGUUUCUCCGUAAGUUUGUUCGUCCGACCGUCCGUCCAUCCUUUACUCUCUCCUUCCGUCCGUCCGUCCGUACAACCGUUCCUCCGUCCGCUCGUUUGUCCGUUUCACCGUACAUCCGUUACUCCGUACUUCCGUCCGUUCCUACGUAAAUUUGUCCGUUCCUCCGUAAGUCCGUCCAUCCGUCCGUUACUCCGUCUGUCGUUCGUCGUUAUUUCGUUAGUACGUUCGUUUUUUCCAUACUAUUCCACAAUUCCAAUUAAAUCUACAAAACAUCUGCUCAAUAACUUGUCAGGCUUUUCCUUUUGUUGUUCUGAAUCCUGCAUAUUAUUGUUAGUGUAAAAAUUUAAUAUUAAGAAAAAAAAAUGGAAGGAUUUACGGAUACGUAUAUAAAUAUGACAAAUUGUCCAAUUAGUUUAAACAUUUCAUAUACGRCAAGUGUGACAGACAGUCACAGGCAAAAUAUUAUUUAUUAUUUAGGGGGAUCUACAUGUAACAUCUUUUUUUCAACUAAUUAACUUCAGUAAUAACAACUUUCAUAURCUUUAUAUAAACUAUUUGUACGACAAAAUCAAAUAGCAGAAAAUUACUUCGUCACUCGAUUUGUUUUUGUGUUACCUUGGUUCUGGUGAAUUCAUGGAAUGAAUUGCAUACGUACAAAGAAGAAAAAUAAGAACAACGAUGGAAAGAAAACUUCAAAUUAUUCGCUCAUGAUUCAUUAACACCUGAACUCCAAGGAUUAGCCACUUCUUGAAACUUUAAUGACCUACACACCAUAAAAAAUUACAGUUUCUGUAUUUCUAACAUUUAAGUGAAGACACUCAGUGAACUACACACAAGAUUCCAGUGGGAAAAUCGGUAUCUAUUUUUAAUUUAGUAUAGGAAACUAUGAAAAUCGUUCGAUCAAAAGUAAAGAAGAAUGCUUUACUCGUAGCUUUGGUGUUUGCCAGCCUGAGGAACAAUUUGACAGAAGGUAAAAUGUGUACAGCAAAGAAUUCUGAGAGCAAUUCCUUUUUGAAUGGAUUUGUUUUCGACUCAAGCAAAGUGGAUGAUAUUUUAUCGUGUGUCUUAAAGUGUUCGCAGAAUGAACUUUGCGCAAGCAUCAACAUGAACAUCUUGAGCAUGAAAUGUGAAUUGAGCAAGUCUACGAAAAGAAAACACCCACAGAAUAGUGUUUACCAGCCACAAAUGAUCUACAUGGAGAUAAGGGAUCCGCCUGGAUUUACGGCAGAUAAUCCAAUACCAUCCUGCAAGUGGAUCAAGAACCUCGACAAUCAGGCAAAGUCAGGUGUUUACUGGAUGAAGUUCAAUGAGCCAUCCUCUGCUUCAUUCCAAGUGUUCUGUGACAUGACCACCGAUGGCGGAGGCUGGACCCUUGUCUACAGCUAUACAUUCACUCAGUACAGUAAGUUUACAUCAGCGUCAAACGCAGUUACACCAGCACCAUACUGGCCUGUCAAUUGGCUAAGUUCUAGUUACUGGGUGCCCCGGUCAAUGACAACCCCGCUCAGUGAGUCUUCUCGCUCGGCCAUGGGUUUUGCUCUGUGGAAGAAGAUUGGUAACGAGUUCCUACUCAAGCCCAAUAUCACUAACUGGGUAUCCUGUGUAGAGGGAACCGGAAGUCUUGUGAACUGGGUGUCAGGAAGUCUGACCUGUAGAGUCGUCAAGGCCAUUACCUCUACUUGCACCAAUGUGGCAGCAGAAUAUAUAAGGGUUUCUAAUUCCGGGCUGUGUUUGCAAUUGAAUGGCAAAUUCUACGUUUGUUUGGAAGGGUCAAUCAGGUCCGUCUGGCCUGUCCAUGAUCCUUGCGGUACUAGUAACGCAGGCAACCAUCUGCAAAACAUCCCAAACCCUGGUGGUGCUUUGUACAUUCGCUAACGCAGACUCUCAAGACAACAGAGUCACAAUUAUACGGCAACCUGACUUUGAGAUAUUGAAACAAAAUAAGGGAACUUAUCUUGACUGAUUUAUGUUAACUAAAUACAAAAUGUUCUCAUAAGGAAACUGAUCGAACUGUUCGGUAUAUCUUGGUGUCUUUAGAUGUAAUUGCAUCGUUAACAAACUUCAUCGUCAAUUUCAGUAUAUCCCUCCAGGGUUUUGCCGGCUGUCAUCUAGAAAUACAGGGGUGCUUACCAUUUGCCAGGAAAAACCAAAAAUUCCGGUAUGGUAUGGAUCAUUCCGAUAGGAAAGUUCCGGAAAACUCGGUCUUCCGAUAGGUUAUUUUUCGAAAGUCAAAGUUUCCCGCUCUUUUCGGUACUUCCGGUAGACGCGUGUACCAUUUUUUGAAAGUCAAAGUUUCCCGCUCUUUUCUUAUAAAAAUUAGCAAAAUAAUUUUCAACCGGAUCGAUUGGUUUUUAAAAUUGCUAAGACCCCAGAUCUCCGGGGAACUGCAUGCCGGGCUUGAUUGAUUACUCGAACGGUAUAUGUCAGCUUAGAAUUCUUUUUUUUAGUAUAGAACUCGUUGACUAUUACUGACAAUCAUUCGAUGCGAUUUCAAGAUACCGAUAAAUUUUUAGGUUUGACUAUUAGCGUUAAGUCCGUUAGUGUUAUUUCACWCAAAUGCAUGCAAAGAAAAGCACAAAUCAAAAUGAACGCGGGUUUCCCUCGCGUUCUGACGUUAUUUAUUCGCUCUUUUCUUCGAGAAACACGUGCACUGAGCUGAUCGUAUGCCGGCUCUCACCAAAUAUCAAGGCUAGAUAUUUAUCACCAUUCGCAUAAUUGGUGUAAAUACACCAACAUAUGUAUAUAURUUUAUUCUGUGUGGAAUCAUUUUAAGCUUUUGUGUGAAUAAACUGUAUAUUAAUUCGGGAAUGAGACCAAAAAAUUGUCCUUGUUAUUUACUUAUUCAUAAUAAAUUAAUAAAAUGGACAAAGAAAAAAA
Molecule: messenger RNA, 2904 nt
Organism: Actinia tenebrosa (Australian red waratah sea anemone)
Lineage: Eukaryota; Metazoa; Cnidaria; Anthozoa; Actiniaria; Actiniidae
Molecular function (GO): oligosaccharide binding; extracellular matrix structural constituent
Source: RefSeq, a predicted model, not a curated record